UGGAAGAGCAUGAGUACACCAAAAAAUAAAAUAAAAUGGAGGGUAAGAAGAAUAAGAUUAUUGUAUUUGGUGGAAGUGGUUACAUAGGUAAGUAUAUGGUGAAGGCAAGCAUCUCUUUAGGUUAUCCAACUUUUGUGUAUACCCACCCUAUUAAUUCAAAAACUUCAACAUCCAAGAUACAACUUUUCAAGGAAUUCAAUUCCAUGGGAGUAACACUUGUGGAGGGAGAACUUGAGCAUGAGCAAAUAGUGAAAGUGAUUAAAGAAGUAGACAUUGUGAUAUGUACCUUUCCAUACCCACAAGUGAUGGAGCAACUCAAAAUUAUUCAUGCUAUCAAAGUUGCUGGAAAUAUUAAGAGAUUUCUUCCAUCAGAUUUUGGUGUAGAAGAAGAUAGAGUACACCCUCUUCCUCCUUUUCAAGCUUUUCUUGAUAAGAAAAGAAAAAUUAGAAGAGAAAUCGAAGCAGCUAAAAUUCCUUAUACUUUUGUCUCUGCAAAUUGUUUUGGUGCAUACUUUGUCAAUUUCUUGCUUCAUCCAUAUGAGAGAAACAAAGAUAUUGCAAUCUAUGGCAACGGUGAAACCAAAGCUAUACUAAAUUAUGAAGAAGAUGUUGCUAUGUACACUAUUAAAGUGGCAAAUGAUCCAAGAACACAGAAUCGCAUUGUUGUGUAUCGACCUUCAAAGAAUAUCAUAACACAAAAUGAGUUGAUAUUUCAAUGGGAGAAAAAAUGUGGCCAGAACUUUCACAAAACUUUUAUUCCAGAGGACAAGAUUGUCAAAUUAUCACAAACUUUACCUCCUCCAGAAGAUAUACCAAUUUCUAUAGUCCAUAGCAUAUUUGUUAAAGGGGAUCUUGUGAACUUUGAUCUAGGGGAAGAUGACCUUGAAGUUUCACAACUAUAUCCUGAAUAUAACUACACAUCUAUUGAUCAACUUCUUGAUAAAUUUCUUGUGGACCCUCCACCCCCUGCAUCUGCUGCUUUUGAAUGAACUUAAUUAUUUUGGAUUAAUAAAGUUUGUAGCUAUACUAUUCUGAUCAUAUUAAGUUGAAUAAUUUCAGAAGUCAUAAAUGAUGAUAUCUAUUAUGAGUACUAUUGAAUACUUGAGAUUGAGUGAAUAUAUCUUUUGUAAGACUACAUGCACCAAUUUCACCUUUGGUAUAUAUAUAAAAGUUAAUAUGUAAAGGACAAUAAUGUCAAAACAUUUGUAGUAAUUAAAAUUACUAUUUUAUAUAUGCAUAAAAAUAAGUUGGAUCCUCUCUA
Cicer arietinum (chickpea) is the source of this 1261-nucleotide messenger RNA. Its product is annotated as eugenol synthase 1-like. The record is from RefSeq and is a predicted model, not a curated record. Lineage: Eukaryota; Viridiplantae; Streptophyta; Magnoliopsida; Fabales; Fabaceae. Gene Ontology annotation, molecular function: oxidoreductase activity.